AGUGCCAGAUGCCCAGGCAUUCGAGGCAUAGCUGUGGCUCAGUUACCUCGUGCCCCACGCGCUCCGAUACCCCUGGCUGCCCAAGAUGCAGCCCUAGCGGGUCUUGAGUGCCUCCUUCGUCGUUGCGGAGAGGUGUGUCCCGCCCACGCCCACAUGAGGCGUCAUGGCCGCCCACACACCACCGUGACACACACGUGUAGCAGUGAAGUGUAGUGAUGGCGGGUGUGUGGCAGGCCGCCGUGUGUAGGUGACCACAGCCCUACACCUCUACACCCUCCAUUCAGUGUUGUGUAUCGCUCUAGUGUCUUACUCAAGUGCUUGUUAUUUCCUCCCGCUGCCGAGCAGUUGGACCCUGCCAGUUAAGGUCCGUCUUGUGACUACCAUUAAAGUGUUUGCGAGUGAAGGGUCAGGUAAUCAGGGCCCGGCUUGAGUGCCCGCCAGAGAAGGGCCAUCAGAGGACCCGCUAGUGAGGGCCCCGUCAUUGAGGGCCCCAGGUAAAGGCCCAGCAACGGAGGCAUGGUGCCGGCGCCCCCCGAGGCGUGGAGCGCCAUGGGCGGCGGGGGCGGCGCCUCCAGUGCGGCAUCAAUGAUGGGCGGAAUUGAGGGUAACGUGGGCGGCGGCGCGGGCGGCGGGGGCAGCCUGGCAGGAGGGGCGGGCUCGGCUCAGCUGCUGAACUGGGUCUACCUCACCCUCGCCGACCACCACAACCAGCAGGCGGGGGGCGCCGCCCACCACAACCCCCCACCACCCAUACACACCUCCCAGAACAAGAUGAUGGCCAACGGGUGGAAUGCCCUAGGAAUGGGCGGUAGUGGCGUGGGCGGCAGCUCAGGCAUGGGCGGCAUAGGCUCAUUACCACCCAGCUCUCUAGGCUCGCUGGCCGGGAGCAGUUUGGGUGGGCUUGGCGGCAACAUGGGCAUGAUGGGCGGCAGCAUGGGUGGGUUGAACACCCUGCUGAACGGAGGUGGUGGUCUGAGUAGCGGGCUGCUCAACGGCCUGGCUGGCCUCACGCCCACCGACAUAUCCGCCCUCACCUCCCUCACUGGCACCAUCAAUGGCAUCAAUGGCAGUUUCAGCAAUGGUCUCAACGGCGUCAACAGUCCUGUCAACAGCAACAGUUUGAACGGCAGUAUAGGAGAGCUGGCAGACCAACUCAACGACCUCACACUUGGGCUGGACAAGAAGGCGAAGGGCAGGAAGCUCCCGCCCAACUACCUCUGUCACCUCUGCUUCAAGAAGGGCCACCACAUCAAGGAGUGCCCCCAGGCGCGUCCCAAGGGCGAGGGUUUGACCCCGUACCAGGGCAAGAAGAGAUGUUUUGGAGAGUUCCGGUGCACAAAGUGUAAGAGAAAAUGGAUGAGCGGCAACUCUUGGGCGAACUGCGGGCAAGAAUGCAUCAAGUGUCGCAUUAAUGUCUACCCUCACAAGCAGGUCCGUGCCGCCUCCCUCUCCCCAAGAUCCAUUGGUGAGUGCUGGAGUGACGUGUUUGUCGUCCACAGCGACCCCUGGACAAGCCGGACGGACUCGAUGUGUCGGACCAGUCCAAAGUGCACCCGCAGCACCUCUGCGAGAAGUGCAAGAGCCUUGGCUACUACUGCAGGAGGGUCAACUAGCCUCCCACGGCACCACCAGGAGGAAGAGGAACAGCAGCAGCGGCGGCACUCGUCUUCGCCCACUCACCCACUCAUUCACUCAUCUUGUGACGUUCUCCCUCACAACUUGGCAACUCCUCCGUGUGGAUCAGAUUACGCGCCCUGGUCAAGACGCUCGAGCACUGCCGCCGCCAUCACAAACUACCGCUCUGCUUCACCCCACAUGGCAGCGGGCAAAAGAGAAUACACUAGCUUUAGUAACUUGUUGUUUGGGCGGGGCACGUCCGAGGGUUGUGGAGGGGAGUGGAGGGGUGACAGUAGGAGGGGAGUGGAAGGGUAAGAGGACGGGGGAGCAAUAUAAAAGUUGUUAUAGUUGUCAUAAACGCUCAGAGCGUUUUCUGUGGACCCACCUUGCCUCUACCUUAUCCUUAUCUUCACUUUUCCUCACCUCUUCACCACCCAGUCUCCCAUUUACCACCUCACCCCGUCCACCCCCUGCCUCUUCCCUCACCCCUGUCAGGGUACCACAGUACAAGACCUCUGCCACAAUGUGUAGCUCUCUAAACUAUUUUUUUUCACUCAUUUUCAUUGUUGAUACAUGGCGUCCAGAAGCCUCAUGUUGGCAGCGUUCUGUGGUGCCCACAGUGUUCCUGUGGUGCUGUAUAUAUACUUCACAUCUAUACAUAUACAUAUCUAUACUGUAUGUAUACUUCACAUCUAUACUGUAUGUAUACUUCACAUCUGUACUGUAUGUAUACCUUCAAAUCUCUCACCUCCUCUAGUGUAUGUAUACUUCACAUCUCUCACCUCCUAUAGUGUAUGUAUACUUCACAUCUCUCACCAAUAGUGUAUGUAUACUUGACAUCUCUCACCUAAACUGUAUGUAUACUUCAAAUAUCACACCUCCUAAACUGAAUGUAUAAUACUCGUGAGUUCAUUUUUGUCUCUGCAUAAUGUAUGCCAAUGAUAGCGAGGUAUGAUAACUCGGGUAUGAUAUAUGAGCUUGUAUGUUAAUUUACAAAGCGGCCGUUUUGUGUAUAACUAUAUAUUCGUUGUGUAUUAAGUUAGGUCUAUGCUGGUAGGUAGAGUGAAAUACAGAAUAUGUAUUUUCAGGUUUGAAUUGUAUUGUUCUAGUAUGUUUUGAGUGUAUUGUUGUUCAUUUUCUUGAAGUAGUUGUGUGUGUAUAUAUGUAUGUGUGUGUGUACUCACCUAGUUGUGCUUGCGAGGGUUGAGUUUGGCUCUGUGGUCCCACCUCGGUGUGUGUGUGUGUGUGUGUGUGUGUGUGUGUGUGUGUGUGUGUGUGUGUGUGUGUGUGUGUGUGUGUGUGUGUGUGUGUGUGUGUAUAUGUGUAUGUGCGUGUGUGUGUGUUCUGUACCUCGCCGAUCUGGUGUCGGCUUCGCUGAAGACUGGUGCUAUUAUCUAUUAAGGACAAGAGAGGGUGUCUUCCUGGGUGACGUUGAGGCGCUAGGCUACUGAAACAGUGACUCUCCACGAGCGUCGCUGCCAUUCAACAAAAUAUUAAUUAACAGAUGUCGGCAAUGUUAUAUGACAGUGUAUUAGUCUGCAUAUGUAAGUUGUAAUAUCAAGCGUCGUAUUUCACAGACUAAGAGAUUACUGGCUGCCGAUGACGCAUAUUCAGUUUUAACAGCCUCAACUCAUAGUACAGUAAGCAUUCCUCGGUUGUAAUUUUGUAAAUGCUAUAUACGAAAUAUUUUGCUCUCACCUUUUCAAACUUCCUCAUUUUACGUGAUAAGCUUACUGGUUGCUAUGAUAUUUUCACCAAUGACAGGACAUGUAAUGGUAAAACAAAAUACUUUCUCGGUAUUGUCAGAUCUUCUUUUAGCAAGAAUUAUUUAGACGAGAUUUUGGAACACGGCCAGUUAGUGAGCUGCGAUGUUAGCGGAUCUAGACCUUCAAGGCUUCAUAGAAACUGCCGGGUGACUUAACUGGAGCAUUAUCUAAGAACACCGAGGCCCUAGAGAUGGUCGGAAGCGUACUUGGUCUACAGCACUUUUAAGUACUUUUAACAAUUAUGCAAAAAGAUCAUUUGAACCAUUAGUUUGUAUCGCGAGCUGCACAAUGAUUUUAUACUUGCCUUAUAAUAUGAUGACGCGAUAUCAACAACCAAAUUAGCGAUUUUUAAUAUAUACGGAUAAAUGGCGACAUUUCUUGUUAAAGGCGUUUCUCGGACCCUGUCACCUGUACGAUCAACUCCACACCUCAGUCACAAGUGGUUUGUUGGUGUGUUGAAUAAUCACAGCAUUUCUCACACUUCCCCAGAUAUUGCAUCUCAUUUUUGCAUCAUGAAGCACGGGCCAGCCAAUGAAAAUAAUCUGCGUAGGCUUUCAAUCCUUUCGAGACUGAAUUCAACUUUCGAGACUGAGACUUUCGAGAAUUCGACUCCCAGACUCAUUAAACAGUACUUCCAACUGGUGCCCGCCUCUUGCUCAACUCUUAUAAGCGAAUGCCGAAUACUUCUGCUUAAAAUGUCAGAAUCCCUAAUGUUUCUUGCACGUAUGCGAGUCUUAUUUUGCACCUGAGCACAUAUUGUUAAAUAAUUAUACCAAGUCAUAAGGAAAUAAAACAAUUUGUUAAAUAGAGUUGAUUUAUGCUGGCGGCAGCUCUUGUGCCAAUGUUUUGUUUGGUGGUGACGUCAUCAAGCUCAUCUUCAAGACCACAAUCUGCGCUUUACUUCAAGUGGAAGUCCACCACCCUGUGUUUACCAGUGGUGUACCACCUUGUGUUUACCAGUGGUGUACCACCUUGUGUUUACCAGUGGUGUACCACCCUGUGUUUACCAGUGGUGUACCACCCUGUGUUUACCAGUGGUGUACCACCGUGUGUUUACCAGUGGUGUACCACCCUGUGUUUACCAGUGGUGUACCACCCUGUGUUUACCAGUGGUGUACCACCUUGUGUUUACCAGUGGUGUACCACCCUGUGUUUACCAGUGGUGUACCACCCUGUGUUUACCAGUGGUGUACCACCUUGUGUUUACCAGUGGUGUACCACCCUGUGUUUACCAGUGGUGUACCACCCUGUGUUUACCAGUGGUGUACCACCUUGUGUUUACCAGUGGUGUACCACCCUGUGUUUACCAGUGGUCCAUCACCCUGUGUUUACCAGUGGUCCAUCACCCUGUGUUUACCAGUGGUGUACCACCUUGUGUUUACCAGUGGUCCAUCACCCUGUGUUUACCAGUGGUCCAUCACCCUGUGUUUACCAGUGGUCCAUCACCCUGUGUUUACCAGUGGUCCAUCACCCUGUGUUUACCAGUGGUCCAUCACCCUGUGUUUACCAGUGGUCCAUCACCCUGUGUUUACCAGUGGUCCAUCACCCUGUGUUUACCAGUGGUCCAUCACCCUGUGUUUACCAGUGGUCCAUCACCCUGUGUUUACCAGUGGUCCAUCACCCUGUGUUUACCAGUGGUCCACCACCCUGUGUUUACCAGUGGUCCACCACCCUGUGUUUACCAGUGGUCCACCACCCUGUGUUUACCAGUGGUCCACCACCCUGUGUUUACCAGUGGUCCACCACCCUGUGUUUACCAGUGGUCCAUCACCCUGUGUUUACCAGUGGUCCACCACCCUGUGUUUACCAGUGGUCCACCACCCUGUGUUUACCAGUGGUCCACCACCCUGUGUUUACCAGUGGUCCACCACCCUGUGUUUACCAGUGGUGUACCAAUUUGUUGAUAACCUAGACCAGUAAAGAAAAGUGUUCACCAUUUUCCUAUCAAAUACUUGCAUAAUGAGAAUAACCCAGAUGGCUGACGCACUGGUCUAGCGGGUGUCACGCACUGGUCUAGUGUGACGCACUGGUCUAGCGGGUGUCACGCACUGGUCUAGCGGGUGUCACGCACUGGUCUAGCGGGUGUGACGCACUGGUCUAGCGGGUGUGAAUUAUCAUGUUUGGUCCUUGGAGUGCGUCAUGUCCAUAGUAUUCCCCCUAGAAACCAGUAGCUUAUUAUUCUUUGGGCAGCAACUAUCACUAAGGCGAAGACAUAUUUCCCCCCAACGCGCAGACUGAGGGGAGUGGAGGUGGGUGAGUAAGGGGCUGAGCUGUGGCUGCCAGGGGUACAGGCUAAAAUUAACUUCGUUUGCCUCUCCGUGGCCAAAUUUCCUCCGUCUCUUUCCCGGCAGUCGCGCCUCGAGAAGGCUGACAAUAGACCCAUACAUAAUGUCGCAUCCACUUAGCUUAUGUAUACAGUAACUGGAAAUAAAUGUACAGGAUGUUUGUCACGUCUGAGGCUGUCGAGAUGCCUAGUGCCAAGGGCAACUUAUCAAAACACACAUGCACGCACUCUCACUCAUUCAAUAAUAUCACA
Messenger RNA from Procambarus clarkii (red swamp crayfish), 5919 nucleotides. Its product is annotated as zinc finger CCHC domain-containing protein 24. Gene Ontology annotation, molecular function: zinc ion binding; nucleic acid binding. The record is from RefSeq and is a predicted model, not a curated record. NCBI's taxonomy places the organism in Eukaryota, Metazoa, Arthropoda, Malacostraca, Decapoda, Cambaridae.